AAAGGCUUCAUAGCGCGCAUGCGUGAAGCUCUCUGGAGGCGGUAGCUUCUUCGUCGUCGAGACUGGAGGCUGAGUGUUAAACUUUGCCGGGCAGAUAUGGGAUUCGGCUGUUAGUCGGGUGGCCAUAGCUUUGUGUUAUUCUUGGAAAAUUUCGCACCACUUGUGAAUUCCUUGAACCUGGGCAUUGCAAACCCACUUCUGUUGGGCCCAUCUCCUUUGCACUUUGCUCAGAUUAAGACUCAGUUGGCGCUUCAGCAGCUGAAUGCCGUUGCCUCACAUGGUUCAACACCACCUUAUACUUUAUUAAAUCAGGCUUUCUUGAAAAUAGCCAUGUCGAGACCCAGGUUUAAUCCUCGAGGAAACUUUCCACUUCAGAGGCCACGAGCACCUAACCCUUCUGGGAUGAGGCCUCCAGGACCAUUUAUGAGACCUGGAUCUAUGGGUCUUCCAAGAUACUACACAGCAGGAAGAGCCCGUGGAAUUCCACACAGAUUUGCUGGUCAUGAAUCUUAUCAGAACAUGGGACCACAGAGAAUGAAUGUUCAGGUAACUCAACACCGAACUGAUCCAAGAUUGACCAAAGAAAAAUUGGAUUUUCAUGAAGCACAGCAAAAGAAGGGGAAGCCUCAUGGUAGCCGGUGGGAUGAUGAGACUCAUAUAUCUGCAUCAGUAGGAAUGAAACAGAGUUCUUUAGCACAGGCUACAGAGCAGAGUCCUAAAGUACAGAGUCGAUAUACAAAAGAGAGUGCCUCAAGUAUCUUAGCAAGUUUUGGAUUAUCUAAUGAAGAUUUAGAAGAACUCAGUCGCUAUCCUGAUGAACAGCUAACUCCUGAAAAUAUGCCAUUAAUUUUGAGGGAUAUAAGAAUGCGGAAAAUGGGGCGCCGAUUACCUAAUUUACCUUCUCAGAGCAGAGGUAAAGAAACACUUGGUAGUGAGGCAGUUUCAAGUAAUGUGAUUGAUUAUGGGCAUGCGAGCAAAUACGGCUACACAGAAGAUCCACUUGAAGUACGUAUUUAUGACCCCGAAAUUCCAACUGAUGAGGUCGAGAAUGAAUUUCGGUCGCAGCAGAGCAUUUCUGCAUCUGUUCCUGCUUCAAAUAUGAUGUGUAAUUCUGUGUUUCCUGUUGAAGAUGUGUUCAGACAGAUGGACUUCCCCAGUGAGUCCUCCAGUAAUCAGUCUUAUUUCCCAGUUGAAAGUGGAACCAAGAUGUCAGGCUUACACAUUUCAGGAGGACAGUCAGUCCUAGAACCUGUAAAAUCCGUGAGCCAACGCAUUAGCCAAACAGGUAGCCAGUCAACGAGUCAGUCUCUCAUUACUCCAUCUAUGAACCAGCAACCUUUUUCUUCUGAAUUAAUUUCAACUGUAAGCCAACAAGAGCGGAUCCCCCAUGAACCUGUGAUUAAUUCAUCUAAUGUACACGUUGGAUCAGGAGGAAGUAAAAAGAAUUACCAGUCAGAGGAUGACGCUCCCAUUCAGUCUCCCUUUGGGAUUGUGAAAGCAUCAUGGCUACCAAAGUUUUCACAUGCUGAUGCCCAGAAGAUGAAGAGACUUCCAACUCCUUCUAUGAUGAAUGAUUAUUAUGCAGCAUCUCCAAGAAUAUUUCCACAUUUGUGUUCUCUGUGUAACGUAGAAUGUAGUCAUUUGAAGGAUUGGAUUCAGCAUCAAAAUACAUCAACACAUAUUGAGAGCUGCCGACAGUUACGUCAACAGUAUCCUGAUUGGAAUCCUGAGAUCCUCCCGUCAAGAAGAAAUGAGGGCAGUAGGAAAGAGGAUCAAACUCCUAGAAGACGUUCCCAUUCUCCCACUCCUAGGCGUUCUAGGAGAUCAAGUUCAAGUCACAGGUUCCAUCGAUCCCGAAGCCCAAUACGUUACAUAUAUAGACCGAGAAGUCGAAGUCCAAGAAUUUGCCAUCGUUUCUUUCCUAGAUACAGAUCCAGGUCCAGAUCCCCUAAUCCAGCAUACCGAGUUAGAGUUCCAUUUAGCCCAGAGUAUUAUCGAUCACUUCGCCCUGAAAGGACAUCAAGGAGAUCAUCAGAUAGGAAAAAAGCCUCAGAAGAUACAGUACAACGAUCAAGACAUGGAUCAGAAUCAAGUAAAAAGAAGCAUGCUGAAGCAGUUGAUAAAGGACAUUCACCAGCACAAAAGCCCAAAACUAGCAGUGGGUCAAAAUCAUCAGUUAAAUCUACGAGCUCUACAAAGAGUGAUUCAAAUACUCGUUAUAAGUCAAAGAAUCCUGAAGAUGGUAGCUUACCAGAAUGUAAACAGGUGUCUGAUAAAGGUGUUUCUGUUCAGCGUAAGCUGCGGAAAGACCAGUCUUUGAAUUAUGGUUCAGUUCUUGUUGUAUCUGAGUUACCAGAGGAUGGCUGUACUGAAGAAGAUAUUAGAAAAGUAUUUCAACCAUUUGGAAAAGUUAGUGAUGUACUGAUUGUUCCCUAUAGAAAGGAGGCUUACUUGAAAAUGGAAUUUAAAGAGGCAAUUACUGCAGUCAUGAAGUAUGCUGAAACAAUGCCUCUUCUGAUAAAAGGAAAAAGUGUGAAAGUAUGUGUUCCAGGAAAGAAAAAAUCACAGAGCAAAGAGGUGAAGAAAAAGACUUCAGAUUCAAAGAAAACAUCUGCAUCUACUUUAAAAAAAGAUACAGAUGCUUCGAAAGCUGUUGAAACUGUGACUUCAACUUCUACUGCCAAGAGUGGGCAAACCAAGACAUCAGCCAAAGUGAAUAAAUCUUCAGGGAAAUCGGCAAGUUCUGUAAAAUCUGUGAUAACAGUAGCUGCUAAAGGUAAUAAAGCUUCAGUUAAAACAGCAAAAUCUAGUGGAAAGAAGUCUCUGGAAGUCAAAAAGGCUGGCAGUGUCAAAAGCAAAGACCCCAGUAAACCUGUGACUGUACCAGAAAAUUCUGAAACAAAGACCAGUACGGAAGCCAAAGCCACUGAAAACAGUAUUAAAGAAGCUGUUUCAGAAGCUGCUUUGGAGGCCACAGAAAACCAAGAACCAGUUAGCAAGGAAACAGAAGAAAUGUGCGUGGUCCUUGUGUCUAAUUUGCCUAUUAAAGGAUAUUCUAUAGAAGACGUUUACAACCUAGCAAAACCGUUCGGUGGUUUGAAUGAUAUUUUGGUUUUGUCAUCUCAUAAAAAGGCAUAUAUAGAAAUAAGUAGAAAAUCUGGAGAUUCUAUGGUAAAAUUUUAUACCUGCUUCCCAAUAUCAAUGGAUGGAAAUCAACUCUCAAUAAGUAUGGCUCCUGAAGACAUGAACAUAAAAGAUGAGGAAGCUGUAUUUACAAACUUGAUUAAAGAAAAUGACCCAGAGGCAGAUACAGAUAAAAGUUACAAUCGAUUUGUACAUCUUGAUAACUUACCAGAAGAUGGACUCCAGUGUGUACUUUGUAUUGGACUUCAGUUUGGAAAAGUGGAUCACCACAUAUUUAUGAGUAAUAAAAACAAGGCAAUUCUUCAAUUAGAUAGUCCUGAAUCUGCUCAGUCAAUGUACAACUUUCUGAAUCAGAAUCCACAGAACAUAGGUGACUAUGUAUUGACCUGCACAUUAUCUCCAAAACUGGACUCAGCAGAGGCUCAAGUUGAGAAAGACUCAGAACAAGGAAAAGAAAGCCCCGACUUGAAAAACAGUCCAGUUGAUGAGAGUGAGGUGCAAACAGCAGCUGAUAGUCCCUCUGUUAAACCUAGUGAGGUUGAAGAAGAAACUACUCCCAGCAUUCAUACAGAACCUUCUGUACAGCAGGAAGAGCCUUGUGAGGAACAACUUGAAAAGCCACUAUGUGAAUCUGACCUCGCUAUUGAAACAUUGGAAGUUGAGACUCAAGGAGAGGAAAUCAAGGUGGAAAUUCCUUUGGUAAUACCUACUCAAGGCAGCAUUGAAUUAUUCUCUGAAAAUGUAGAGGAGUCUGCUUUAAAUCAGCAGGUGUAUACCACUGACUUUGAAAAGGAAGAGGCAGAAAUUGUUAACCCCGAAACAGAAUUAUCAGUUCCUGACAGUACAUUUAUAGAAGAAAGGAACAUUAAAGGAAUUCUAGAAGAAUCUCCAUCUGAAGCAGAAGACUUCUUUUCUGGAAUUACACAGUCUGUGGUAGAAGACGUAGCUGAAAUGGAUAAACAUGAAACUGUUUCAGAAACCGUACUGCCUGCCUGUGUUGUGGCCUUAGUACCAGGAAUUUCCAUUGGGGAUGAGAAUGCGAUGAGCAAAAAGGGUAUGUCUGAAAAAAGUAACAUCGAUGAAAAGGAGGAGAAUGAAUUUAAUACUAAGGAAACUACAGUGGAUCUGCAAAUAGGAGCAGAGAAGGCUGAAAAGAAUAAAGCUGGGAUGGUGGCAGAGAAGUUGGAAAAGAUUGUGGCAAUAAUGAAAGAAAAGCCUGCAGAAAACACUGUGACCAAGUCAUACCCAAAUAAAGGAGUGGGUCAAGCGAGUAAGCCUGAUGAAACUGGUAAAACUAGUAUCCCGACUACGUCAAAUGUAUCUAGCAGUAAAUCAACCUUCAAGGCUGCUAUAGUCUCUUCUCCAAAGGCAAAAACUACAGCUUCAAAAACUGAAAAUCAGAAAAGUUUUCUAAAAUCUGUGCUCAGAGAUCAAAUAAAUGCUGAAAAGAAACUUUCAGCCAAGGAAUUGGGUCUCCUUAAACCUACAAAUGCCGGGUCAGGCUUGGGAGAAAGCAGCAGUAAAUCCAAACUCACUCAGAGUGGUGUUACCAGAGGUGGAAGUGGAAGAAUAUCAGCCCCACAAGGCAAGGAUUCUAAAUUGGAUUACAGGGAUAUAACAAAACAGUCUCAGGAAACAGAGACUAGACCUUCCAUCAUGAAACGGGAUGACAGCAACACUAAGACUUUGGUUGGGCAAAACACUAAGAAUCCUAAAAGCACCACUGGUAGAAGUUCCAAGUCUAAAGAGGAACCAUUAUUUCCAUUUAAUUUGGAUGAAUUUGUUACUGUGGAUGAGGUUAUAGAAGAAGUGAAUCCUUCUCAAGCCAAGCAGAAUCCACCAAAGGGGAAAAGGAAAGAAGCUCUCAAAAAUACCCCUUCCUCUGAACUUAACUUAAAGAAGAAGGGGAAAAGUUCUGCCCCUCAUGUUGUUGAGGGUGAAUUAUCUUUCGUAACAUUGGAUGAGAUUGGGGAAGAGGAAGACGCAGCUGCACACCUAGCACAAGCUCUAGUCACUGUGGAUGAAGUCAUUGAUGAAGAAGAACUAAAUAUGGAGGAAAUGGUAAAAAAUUCAAAUUCACUUCUUACAUUAGAUGAGUUAAUUGAUCAAGAUGAUUGCAUUUCCCAUAGCGAACCUAAAGAUGUGACUGUCCUGUCAGUGGCUGAAGAACAAGACCUUCUCAAACAAGAACGCUUGGUAACUGUGGAUGAAAUUGGAGAAGUAGAGGAAUUACCUUUAAAUGAAUCAACAGACAUAACUUUUGCCACUUUAAAUACUAAAGGAGAUGAGGGAAAUACUGUAACGGAUUCCAUUGGGUUCAUUUCUUCUCAAAUGCCCGAAGACCCUUCUACUUUAGUUACUGUAGAUGAAAUACAAGAUGAAAACAGUGAUCUUCAUUUAGUGACCUUGGAUGAAGUAACUGAAGAAGAUGAAGACUCUCUGGCAGAUUUUAACAACCUUAAAGAAGAGCUUAACUUUGUUACUGUUGAUGAAGUUGGAGAGGAAGAAGAUGGAGAAAAUGAUUUAAAAGUUGAGUUAACACAAAGCAAAAAUGAUCAUCCCACAGGUAAAAGGGGGGAGAGAAAAAAGAGAGCCAUGGACACAAAGAAGACAAAACUUGCCUUGUCCCAAGUGAGUCAAGUAAAUGAGAAUGUUAAGGAAGAAGAUUUGAAAGCCAUGAUUGAAAGACAUUUAGCUGACUUUCUCUUUAAAGCUAAAACGCCAACCAAGAGAGUUAGAAUUGGGAAAACACCACCAUCAGAAAAAGCUGUUGAAACAGAACCAGCAAAAGGUGAAGAGGUCUUCAGAAUUAGUGAAGCUGAUGAAGAAUCUGGAUUAAGUGACUCAGAACCAGAGCAAAAACGCAAGAAGAUUGAGGAGGACUCUCCUUUAAGCAGAUCAGUGGAAUCUGAUGUCCCUGCAGAUUUGGACUUUCUUGUACCCAAGGCUGGAUUCUUCUGUCCAAUUUGUUCCCUCUUCUACUCAGGUGAAAAAGCAAUGAUAAAUCACUGCAAGAGUACACGUCAUAAGCAAAAUACAGAGAAGUUCAUGGCCAAGCAAAGAAAGGAAAAGGAGCAGAAUGAGGCUGAAGAAAGAAGCUCUAGGUGAUUGGGGGGAAAAGAAAAAAUUUCAUUAGAAAUUCAUUUAGGGUCCAGUUGAUUUGUGUAUUUUGUUAUCACUUAAUUUGUAACUUUUGUUUCAGAAGCAAAUAUUCAUGUUGUACAAAUUUCUGAUUGCCCUUGAUGUAGAGAGACUGAUGGGGAAAGUAUGAUGGGUUUGAUUUUUAUAUCAAAUCAUCAGGCAUGGAUAAAUAUCUUUUAGAGUGUUAAAAUAAAUGUUCCUACUGUAUAUUUAAAAUACCGUCUUGUGUUUGUGGCUGAUUUAUUAAAGACUUGCUUGCCUGUGAUUGUAGACAAGGUUCUUUUCUACAACCCCUGUGGCCUGGGCAUGUUUGGAAUUCUUCAUGUGUUUUUGGAAUUCAUAGCAUGACAGUGUUUCACUGAGUUUCCACCAUCCAUAUACAGGCCAAAGGUUUCUUAAACUUACCAGUUUUCUGGGUAAAAUUAGAUUAUAUCAUGUUUGGCCCAGGUAGGUUUGAGUAAAACUUUGCUUGUUUUUUUAAUGUGCUGGGAAGAUUUUUUUUUCUUGCUUUCGAUAACACCUGCUGUUUCUGCCAGGACCCACUUAAGUAGCACCUAGUAAGUCGAAUCGACGGCACUGAUUUUUUAGUAAGUCAGUUAGCAUUAACUUGAAACUGCAAAGCAGCCUUUACUUCCCAUGGACCCCAGAGUUUUAUUUUUAAGCUAUUUGAAUUAUUGAAUAUAUUUGUAAGAAGUUGUAAAGGUACAAAAAAAUGAUUCAGUGAAUUGUUAGGAGGUACUAGACACAGCCCUGUACUGUGAAUUUUUAGUUUAGGUCAUGCUUCAAGCUUUGCUUUUUUUUUUUUUUUUUUUUUUAAUGUCUGAUUCCUAAGUUUUUUCCAGAUUAGAACACAUUAAUGAAUAAGAGAAAGAGGGUGAAUACAGAGAAAUUAAAAAGAACCCCUUUUUUAGGUCUCCUACUCACUGUCACAGCACAGGGGUUUCCUUGCUGUUGGGAUGAAGUGGAGUGAAGAGCAGAAGGCGGCAGCAACUUUUUCUUGGUUUCCAAGCAAACUGCACACGCAUUUUAGACUUAGCCAUAAUAGCCUGAGCAAAACUGCAAAAUACUACCUGCCAAAGUCUAGGAAAGUGGGGGUUAGGGAAAGGGUGGGUGGCUUGUGAGCACCAAGAUUCUGCUGUAAUUAAAACCAUGUGGGUGAAUGAGGUAAUAAGAGGAAUAACCAAAAAAAAAAUCCGAACCCAUUGCCAUCAAGUCGAUUCUGACUCGUAGUGACCUUAUAGGACAGAGUAAAACUGCCCCAUAGGGUUUCCAAGGAGCAACUGGUGGAUUUGAACUGCUGACCUUUUGGUUAGCAGCCAGUCUCUUAACCACUGUGCCACCACAGCACCAGGGCUCCAGUAAGAGGGAUAAGAGCCAUAAAAAAGCUGAGGAAUAAGGUGCCAGCAAGUUAAGGCAGAACAGUCAAUCAGAGUAAAUAAGAACCUUUUAAAGAAUCUUUAUUUCCUGGUCUGCUUCUAAAGCUUUUAAACCCAGAGAAAUGAUAACCUUUAAUUUUUUACAAACCUUAGAAUUUGUAUCUUAAGAACUUAAAUGUCAAACUCUUAUUUCCUUCAUAUUAACUAUCUGGGAAAAGGAUAUUUUCACUUUCUAAAUUGCAGUUCUAAAUUAGAAUAAAAGGAACCUACUAAAGCAUAAAAGUGGUAGUGGUAUUUUUAUGUUUCAUCCUAGUGACAGAUGUUGGUAGUUAAUUACAUAUAGCAAGUAAUGUUCGUCUCUGUUGAUUUCUGCAUUUAAGGCUGAGAAUUUUUAUCACUGGGCUCCAAAUACAAAAGAUUUUGUAAAAAUAAGCGUAUGCUUUUUGCAUGUAAUUUUAGAAGUGUUUUUCAGAAAACCUUGGAAUUCUUCUUUAUCCACUCCAUACACAUGGCUGUCAAUUCAUAGCAGCUUCUGCUUAUUAGUUGAUUGUGAGAUAUAAUUUGGAUUGUAGCGUACAUUUAAGUCUCCACCAUUCCAUCAUCUAGACACCAGAACAAAAUGUGGCACUCAACAUGACCUCUUCAGAAGUUUCACUGUGCCAGCCACUUUGAGAAAGAUGUACUUCUGUCAGCAUGGCACUCCAAUAAAAGUUUUUACAUUUGAUUACUUUUGCUGACACACAGUGCUGUGGAAACUCUUCAGGACUAUCAUUUUGAAUUAUUUUAUACAAAAAUAAGAGUCAGGUUUUAAUUUUGUUUAUUGUUAUUUGUGGAAAACUCAGACAUAUCUUUAAAAAAUAGAAUAGGAUAAUAAGUCUCAAGGCCAGUUUGUGUGUGUGUGUGUGUAGAGAGAAAUGCACACACACAUGUGUUUUCACUCCUGCACCUCAAUGUAUAGUAUCAGAGUAAAUCUCAGACAUUAUAUGAUUUUACCCAUAAAUGUUUUAUUAGUAUUUCUAAAAGAUAAGAAUUCCUUUUAACUUAGCCAAUAGCAUAAAAAAUACUAAUUUUAAUCAAAAUCCAGUUCCAAUUAAGAAUAAAUUAUUUAUGACAUAAACAAUUUGGCACCACCACCAAGAAUAACCAAAAAAUGAGUAUAUGGGUACAUAAGUAGUUGUAUAGACAUGUAUGUGUACAGGGAGGUACAGGAGUGUACAUGUGUGCAUAGAUAGAAGAAUAUAUGUAUGUAUGGAUAGGUAUGUGUGUGCACAUGUAUAUAUUCAUAGAGGUCACAGUUACAGAUACUUCUCAGACAUAACCAAGCACCUUGUGAGAUUGAUUUUCUGGGUUUUUGAAGGCUUCAGACUGUAGUCUCAUGAAACAACUCAGUCAGUUGACAUAAUACAAUUCACAAAGUUCAUGUUCUGCAUCCAAAUGAGGUGAGUGGCGUCUGGGUCUUAAAAAAAACUUGUGAGCAGCCAUCUAAGAUACAACUAAUGGUUUCUGCUCAUAAGGAGCAAAAGAGAAAGAAGGAAAUCAAAUUCUCAGAGAAGAAACUAGGCUAUAGGACUAAUAGCCUACACGAGACACAGUUUCAUCCAAACUAAGACUAGAAGAACCUAGUACCUGGCUACCACUACUGACUGUUCUGAUCAGGGCCACACUAGGUGGACCCUAAUAGAACAGGAUAAAAACCACAGAACUCAAAUUCUUAGGAAGUCCAGACUUACUGGACCAGUUGAGACUAGAGGACUCCCUGAGACUGUUGCCCUGAGAUACUCUUUAAACCUUGAACUGAAACUAUCCCCUGAGGUCACCUUUUAACCAAAUAACAGAUAGGCACACAAAAUAAAGGAUUUUACCCAUGAGUACAGGGUUCAUUUAAAAAAAUCCACGUAAGACCAAAAGGUCAACAAUUAAAGCAAAGAUGAAGAUAAGAGGCAGGGAAACCAGAGUACUGGAAAUGGAACAACCAGGACACAGAGAAAAUGUUGACACGUGAAAAAUGUAACUAACAUCACUGAACAAUUUGUGUAGAAAUUGUCAAAUGGGAACCUAAUUUGCUGUGUAAACUUUCACUGAAGAGACAAUAAAAUAUUUUUUAAAAAAUCCGGUUCAGAUUUUCAACUGUCUCAUAAAUGAUUUUUGCUUUGUUUUACAUUGUUUGAAUCAGGAUCUAAAUACUGUCCAUGUUACAACUAACUGAUAAUGUUUUUUAAAUUUAUUUUUAAUAUAUAGACUCUCCUUCCCUCUCCUUGCAGUUUAUUGGAAGAAACCAGAUCUUUUGUUCUGCAAAGCAGUGCUGCUCAAAACGUAGUCUUUGGACCCAGUGCCAGUUCUUGCACUGUUACCAGUUAGUACAGAAAUAGAGAAUGUUGAGAAACUUUACCAUAAUUUGACAGAGUAAUUUUAUGUCUGUGCUCUAAAUCUAGAAAAAUUUUUAAGUGGGUAUUUUGAGCUUGUGUGUUUUGUGUUAUUUCACUUAAUAAAAAUACACUUUAUUGUGUUUUACAAAGGUAUUACUCUGUAAAUUAGAAAGAAAUUGGCAAUAAAAAAGAAACCGAUCCAUCACAGAUAGCUUGAGAAGCACUGCUGUAAGGUUUCCCACACUAUGAAUUUUGUGUGUUAUAGUUUUGUUUUUUUAAUAAUUUAUUUUGUUGUUGAGAAUAUACACAGCAGAACAUAAUACCAAUUCAACAAUUCUGCAUGUACAAUCAGUGACAUUGAUUGCAUCCUUGAAGUUGUGCAGCCAUUCUCACUCUCCUUUUCCGAGUUGUUUCUCCCCCAUUAACAUAAACUCACUUCCCUCUGAGUUUUCUAGCUAAUCCUUCCAGUCGCUGUUGGCAAUUUGAUCCCAUAUACCAAAAAAAAAAAAAAAAAACUUGCCGUUGAGUCACUUCUGACUCAUGGUGACCCUAUAGGACAGAUUGGAACUGCCAACCUUUUGCUUAGCAGCCUAACUCUUAACUGCUGUGCCACCAGGGUUUCCUUGAUGCCAUAUAGAUAGAUUUUAAAAGAACACAAUGUUCAAGGCAGGCAUUUUUUUACUAGUUUGACUAAAUUGUUGGUCUCUUUUAAGAUGACUUCAGGGGAUAUUUUUGGUUUAAGGUUUAAAGAUUUAUCUUGGCAAUAGUUUCAGCGGUUCAUCCAGUCUCCACGGCCCCAGAAAAUCUAGAAUCCAUGAAAAUUUGAAAUUCUGCUCUUUCCCCCUUUUGAUCAGGAUUCUUUUAUAGUCUUUGAUCAAAAUGUUCAGUAAUGGUAGGCAGGCAGCAUCCAGUUGUUCUGGUCUCAUGGCAAAGGAGGCAGUUGUUCAUGGAGGCAGUUAGCCACGCAUCCCAUAUCCUCCUCCUAUUCCUGAUUCACUUCCUCUCUUGCCCUAGGCAGAUAGAGACUAAUUGUACUUUGGAUGGUGGCUUGCAAACUUUUAAGAAAAUCCCAAGCACUAGCAAUGAACUAGGAGGUAGAACAGAAACACUAAACAUGAAAGUACACUAAGUAACCAGGAUGUCCCAUGAAACCAUGAUCCUAAACCUCCGAACCAGGGAACCAAAUCCCAUGAGGUGUUUGGUUGUAUGUAAGCAGCCUCAGCAGCUACUCUGUGUGUGUUGUAAAUACAUCACACAACUUUUAUCAGUUCAGCUUUGUACAGUUGUUCAGCUUAUAGCAAUUACAUUAAUCGGCUGUGCAACCCUACCCUUGGUCAAUGAGAUUUUCCCGUCACCUGUAAACCGAAGGUCGGUACUUCAUGAGCAGUCACCUCCGCUUUCCCCUUCCCUCCUGCCCCUGUGUGUGAUAAUUUUGAUGUGUUUCGCUGUUCUCUGCAUAUCUUGUAAAUGAGUAGUGGAACGUAGAGACUUGAUCAGAUUUGGGCUCUCUUUUCUUUUUGGCAAGACCAUAAGUAGUGGCUUAGUUUUCCUGAUCAGGAGGAAAACUGAUUGAUUUCUUGCCUUGAGAUUUUAAUAGCAGCUGAUGCUUAAAGCCAAGUUCAUUUUAUUCAUUAGGGAUUUCAAAAUGGUGAUAUUUUAAUUCUGUAAUUCCUUAUUUGUGUGUCAGCUAGAACCCUUAUAAAAAGAGAAACUUCCACUUUGCUGUUUGGUUCAUCAGUGAUACUGUUUUGUGUAAGACAUGAUUUAGGUAUUUGAUGUUUUUUUCUCAUUUACAUUUUUUUCCCCAAAAUAAGUUGUUUUGUUGGCAUCCUCUGAUCAGAUCAAUUCAGGUAUUGUUUUGUUUUUAAAAUUGAACUCAUGAAUUUUUAACAUAUUUGAUGUUUCAAAACUUGGCAGUACUUGCCUUAUUGAUGCUCAAAUUGUCCCAUCUUUGGCCCUUUUAAUUUGACUCCAGAGUCCAUUUAACAUGACACUACUAGUUUUCAUAGCUUCCUUGCUAUCUACUAGGCCUAGAUGUUCUUGGGUCAUCUUGUAUACUUCCUGCCCGAGACCCGAAAUCAGCCAUUUCAGUAAAAAAGAUUGGAUAGUUAUGGGUGCUUAUUGCCACUGUGUUAGUCAUUGCUUUCCAGUGGACAUAGAAGUCUAUAUUUUGGUGUUAAGAGAAAAUGCAUAGUGAUUGUACUGAUUCUUUCCAUUCCAUUUCAAAACUAUCAGGGUCUGUAUUUACUUCAGUCUUGAUUUUAGUUCCCUUUUCUCCCAUGCUGAAAAUUCCAGUUCUAAAGGACACUGUGAUGAUAGAAUUAAAGGAUCACAAAAUUGCUUAACUUGAUCUCACAUUACACACACUACAGUCAGAAUAACAAUACUAAGACCACAGCCAACAACAUAAUUAUUGAAAACAGGAUUUUUUUUUUUUUAGUUUUGCUUUUGUUUUGCCCUUAGGGUAUAUCCCACUAGGGAUACAGUUUCAGCUUUCAGGGUUUUCAAGUCACUUGGGAUAGUUCUUUUAGUAGAAGCCAAUCGGUAAUCAUCCCCUUUGCCGUGGUGAUUCCCCAGUUUGAGCCAGCGAGACCUGAAGGGAGGUUUUCCCAGGACCUCUAAGGAAGGAGGGGCCGCCUUCUAUAUAGAAACUCAGAAAUUUUGUUUCUAAGGUAGGUAGCUCUGAGUGUUUCUGGUUGCCAUCCUCCAACCACAGGUAUCUCCAGGCUUUGAAAGAAACCUACGCUGAUGCCAGUAAAGCAGAGAGAACAGUAAAUACUUGGGCUUGGGAUGACAUCUUUGAGCUAUUGGAUCAAUCAACAUAGAAGCUACCCUACCUCUGUACCUUCAGUCCUGAAACCCAGUACAUUUCCUUGUGUUUAAGUCAGUUUACCAGGGUUCUACCCUAUCUCAUAUAGCUUUGAAUGUUUAGCUAGGGAAUUAGAGCCUACCCAUUGUCAUUGGAAAAUUUUCAGAGGCUUUUCAGUUGAAGGUAUCCCACAUUUUAAAAAAUCACAUUUGCACAGUGUCUUUUACAUGCCAUCCAUUUCUGAGCCGCUGUAAGAGAACAGUGUUGUAGCUCACCACCCUUGGUCUGAUGUGACGUUGCAGCUUCUCUUGUUCGUUUGUGGCUGAUGUCCGGUAGGCUUCUCUCUCCAGCACUUGCCCCUGGUUUCUCUGCGUGGUUUCAGCCAGUGGGGAGCUGGGGCAGGAGAUUAAACAGAGGACAGUGAGGUCAGGGUAUUGUUUUCUCCUGGGUUCUUCCCUCUGGGUCACCUCAGUCUGACUUUGACCUUCAACCAAAGAUCACUAUAUCUUUCAGUGUGGCAUUCUCUAUAGGACACUGUCCUGCCGGGUUCCCGUAACUAGAGAUUGUUGUUACUACUCAGGGGUGCUGCAGUAGCCCUGGUGUUCCUCUAGAGCCUGUCCACACCUUUGUAAAUAGUCCUUUUAUUAAACCUUCCUUGAAUUAUCCUACUGUCUAAAACACUAUUGAAAGAGAUUAAAAAAAAAAAAAAAAAAAGAA
Messenger RNA from Loxodonta africana (African savanna elephant), 13553 nucleotides. It is a transcript of the gene ZNF638, whose product is annotated as zinc finger protein 638. Gene Ontology annotation, molecular function: zinc ion binding; RNA binding. The coding region runs from base 331 to 6252 and encodes 1973 amino acids. Gene Ontology annotation, biological process: RNA splicing. The transcript has 28 exons. The record is from RefSeq and is a predicted model, not a curated record. Lineage: Eukaryota; Metazoa; Chordata; Mammalia; Proboscidea; Elephantidae. Gene Ontology annotation, cellular component: nucleus.